This is a messenger RNA of Melampsora larici-populina 98AG31, 1533 nucleotides long. RefSeq lists its product as uncharacterized. NCBI's taxonomy places the organism in Eukaryota, Fungi, Basidiomycota, Pucciniomycetes, Pucciniales, Melampsoraceae. The record is from RefSeq and is a predicted model, not a curated record. The transcript has 8 exons. Bases 1 to 1533 code for a protein of 510 amino acids.
AUGAGUGCUAGUUAUAUUUUCAAAAAAAGACCUGAAACGAUGGCUUUGAGCAAACGAAUUAGUGCACUUGAAAGAUGUUUCGAAGGAUCUGUCAUCUGCUUUUGUGAGGCUCCGUUGCUUCCCCUCGGCUGCCUCCGUUCCUUCGCCUCGGAACCCGGGUGCUUCCGAUGUUUCCCCUCUGUGGCGCCCGUUACCACCUCUCUAUGGCUCCGUCAUUGUACUAUGAAGAUCUCAUUUAUAGCUUUACUUUUAUUUGUCGGUUCUGCUAGUACUAGACUUGAGACGACUGACUCUAUCAACCUAUUCAAAGAAAUUGACGUUGGGCAAAAAGCGUUCACUGGAUCAAGACAAAAGAUUAGAAUAUGGCCUCUUGGAUUGUUGCGAUUCUCGGGCAAAGAUACAAGUCAAAGUUCAUGGGCGAGGAUGAUGAUAGAUAGAUUGAUAAGAUUAUUACCUCUAAGAACAUCAAAAUAUGAACGGGUUGCAAAGAUACCUGAUACACCUUCCAUUAUAGGAAAAGAAGAAGAGGCUAUAACCAAACCAAAGAUUAUUGAAAAUUUAGUCCCAAGACGAAGAGUAAGAAUAGAACUUGAAAAAAGUUUAUUAGAUUCGAAUUCAAAAAUUUCAGACCCAACAACAAAUUUAAACUCUUAUCUUUCUGAACUUGAAAAAAUUACAUCAAUUUCACCAAAACCUCCAAGUUUGGGCUUUGGAAAUGGCCUUGAAAGUAGGUUAAUGAAAAGACUUUCACAAAUGCAAGAUUAUGAAGGAGCUGAAAAAGAUGUCAUGCGUGUUUUGGUCCGCGAAGCUAAUUCUCAAGGGAUUGAGGAUCCAGUGACAGUGAAUCGAAUGAUUGUAUUGUCAAUCAUUGGCCGAUUCGUUCCACUUCAACUAGUAUGGUUGAGUGAUGGUUUACGUAAGGCUAGAGAAAGUGUAGGAAUCCCUCGUCAAAUCGUACUUCCGGGUACAAAAGAACCGAUUGAAGUCGAUAGGAUAAUUGAACAUAUCAUUAUGUUAGGAAAGACGAUUGGUGAACAUCUAUCUCGAGGUUUCUAUGCGAUUGAGAACGCAAAGGUGAACGUUGAGAAGGAGAUCAUGAGAUUUCCUCCUGAACAGAUAGCUUUAAUCUCUGCGAUCAGUCAAAAUCCAGAGAUGAAAUCUGAAGUUCCCUUAUCGAAAACAGCUUUCGAUAUUGCUAUUGCAAGAAUGUCAAUGACUAAUGCGGACUCAAAAUUAAGAUCAAUUCUAAAAGUAGGAAAACAAGAAGGUUUAGAAGAAGAAAAUUAUAAUUUACUUAUCAGACAUUUAAAUGAAAUAGAAGACUUGUUAAAAGAGCAUGAAGAACUUACAAAAAUAUCAAAAAACGGACUUCCUGUCAUCACUUGGCUUGGUGAUAAUGAAAUAAAAGGUUCAAGAGGUAAAUUAAAUCAGGAGAUCUAUAACGUUGUGAAUCAAGUCCUACAGCAAACUGGUAAAAAUCCUAUUCGAAUGCUCAAAGCUGAUGAUUUAAAGACACCUCAAUAUUCUACAUAG